Podarcis muralis (Common wall lizard) is the source of this 5369-nucleotide messenger RNA. RefSeq names its product sperm acrosome associated 1 (gene SPACA1). The record is from RefSeq and is a predicted model, not a curated record. Gene Ontology annotation, cellular component: acrosomal membrane. Gene Ontology annotation, biological process: acrosome assembly. NCBI's taxonomy places the organism in Eukaryota, Metazoa, Chordata, Lepidosauria, Squamata, Lacertidae.
UUCCCAGCGCCGCGUGCCGCUCGAACGCUGAGCAAGGCCUCAUUGUGACGCCUCAAUGGUUGCCCCUUUGCGAGCGCCUCCGCGCGGCGGGCUCGGCUGAGGGCAAAGGCCGCGGCGGGCGCUGCAGAAAAUGGGGUUCUGCAAGGCCGAGGGCACGGGGAAGCUCGUCCUCCGGGUGGGCCUGCUCCUGACGCUGCUGGCCAGCGAGCCCGCGGGCGCCUUCAACGACACCAUCUCGGUCGACGUGGCCUUGUCGGAGCCGCUGCUGCAUCUGGAGGAAUCGGAAGCAAAUCUGACACAACCCAAGGAAGUAGAAUUUGGAGAAUGCACGGUUACAUGUGGUAUUGGCAUUCGAGAAGUUAUAUUAACCAAUGGAUGCCCUGGAGGUGAAACUAAGUGUAUUGUUCGUGUUGAAGAGUGCAGAGGACCAGCAGAUUGUGGAUGGGGUAAACCAAUUUCUGAAAGUCUUGCUAGUGUGAAGAUACCGUGUAUUUUUGUACCUCCAGAAAAUCGAUUUCAAUACAUUUGGAAAAUGUUGAUUCCAGACCAGCAAUCACUCAUUCUUCCUAAUGAUUCAGCUAUUCUGGAGGUACACAGAGAUACCCACCCCGUUGCGUUUGAGUGCGAUACAAUAGAAAACGAUGAAUUGAUUGCAUCUGUAAAAUAUACAGUGUACACAACAGCUGAGUUGGAAACAAGAAGGUUGAAGAAGCCGAAUACAGAUAUAGUUUUGGUGUUUGUCCUCAUAACUGGAGUUAUUGUUUGUGUUGGCGUGGUCUUCGCAAUAAUCUUCAUCAUCCUUAAUUGGGCUGCUGUCAAAAUGUUCUGGCAAACAAAAGUUUGGCGAAGCAGAGAGGAGCCAAGCUCCAGUUCAUUGAGGACGUCAUCGGGACAGUUCACCGCAGUAGACCAGAUGUCGCAACUAGACAACAAUGCAGGGGAACCGGUUUCUACUUACCAGGAGUGGACUGGACCAACAAGAGUCAGCGAAGGGGGCGGGGGAGGAGGAGAAGGAGGAGAUGCAGACAAGGGGAAUUACUAGAAAAGAGAGAUUAUUUUAUAAAAGGGAGAGAUUAAAGUAUGCUCGAUAUAUUAAGAGUACCAGGUCUGAGAAGUGCUUUUUGCCGCUCUGAUUAAGCUUGGUUGUGAACAUUGAGACAGUAGUGGGAAACAGCAUCAACCAGACUUAAGGACUGAUUUCUGCUGUCAAGAUUAGUCUGGUUCAUCAGGAGCCUCUGCCUUUCUGUGCUGUUGAAAAGCCAAAGUGAGAUGUUUUCACAUACCCAAACUUGCACAAUAAAAUACAUUGGCACUCCAGUUCUUAAUAUCUAUGCUGGUGUAUCUGUCUGUGACAUAGUUCAUGCUUUGUGAGAUGGUGAAAGUGGAAUUAGGCUAGAGCUCCAAACCCUGAUCCACACUGGUAGAGGGGGUUAAGAUCCAGAAGACAUCUCCACCUGCUGGUCUUGAAAUUAUGGUGCAAGCAAUGCUCUGAGAUGGGGUCCCUGUGCUGUGCCAUCCUGGUUGGGGGGGGAGCAGGGUUUCAGAGGGCUCCACCAUUUCUUACUGCCCCCGUUGCUUCCUGGCCAAGACUUAAGAUCACUCUGUUAUUGACUGAUACUCCAAUAAAUUUCAUGCUGGCACAGGUGCAUGGCAGACCAUAAUCAAGCACAGGUCUUUGCACCUUUUAAGCCCAUUAAAAUCAAUGGGUCUAAAUUUCAUAUAUAUUUACAAUUUUCAGUUAUACAUUUUCCACAAUAAAAUAUCCAAUAAGAUAGUACAUUCAUUGACUUCUCCUCCUUCCAUUGUUCUUUUAAUUUUCCCAUUAUUCCUUCAUAUUCUAUUCCAACCAUCUAAUUCCCCCCCUUUACAUAUUACUUCUACUUACUGUCAGUCAGGCAUUCCCAUACUCAGCCCUCCAGCUGUUUUGGGACUACAAUUCCCAUCAUCCCUGACCACUGGUCCUGUUAGCUAGGGAUGAUGGGAGUUGUAGUCCCAAAACAUCUGGAGGGCCAAGUUUGGGGGUGCCUGCUGUAGAUUAUACUGUUGAAUUUACCUUAAUCCUGCUAACUUUUUUACACACACUUGUUUACAGUUAUUUUCCAGAUACUCCACAAAUAUUUUCCAUUUCUCUAUGAACUCUAUCUUCUUGUUCUCUUAUUCUGCUUUAGACCUGCUAACUGCAUACUCCAUCCUUUUAAGAUGCCAUUCCUCCUUUGGGACCUUUCCCACCCUCCAUUUUUGGGCUAACAAAAUCCUAGCUGCUGUAGUUGAAUACAUACUUUUUCUGGCCCCUGGGAACUUCUGUCUGCACUAUUCCUAGAAGAAAUGUCUCUGGGGUUUUUUUUUGGGGGGGGGGAAUGUUCUUUUAAACAAUUUUUUCAUCUCAUUCUAAAUCAUUUCCCAAUAAUCCUUAACUAUUCUUCAUGUCCACCACAUAUGAUAAAACAUUCCUUCUGCUUCUUUAUAUUUCCAACACAUACCUAAUUCAGAUUUGUACAUAUUUGCUAAUUCACUCGGCGUUGGGUACCAUCUAUAUAUCAUUUUCAUGUGAUUUCCCUUCACAAUGGGUCUAAAUUUCAGUUGGAAUACAGCACUGACGUUUAGCAGCCUACACAAAGUACAUUUCAUAUCAUGUCACUUGUCCUGUCAUCAACCUUCCUUACUUUCCUGAAAUGUUAAAACCUCAGGGAAGUCUGAGUACCAUAACUUUAGUUACUGCAGAAGAGGGAGCAAUGUUACACGUUUGCAAAUUGAGACAAAAAAGAUUUGUGCUUGAAAAUGACUGUGUAGGGGAAAGGAAAUAAACCUUGUAUUCUCAAUUUCCUUUAAUAAAUUCCCUUUUCUGGCACCACAUUUUUAUAGAUCAAGUUGAGCCCCAUUUUGAAUUCAUGGCUGCAGAACUGUUAAAUAGUAAAAAUAUAUCACAUAUUUUCAGUUUUAUAGAAAGCAAAACUUCCGGGGGGAGGGAGGGAGAGAAUAGGCUGUUGAAAGUAGCAACCGCUGACAUUUAAUGGGGACUCAGAGUAGCUCCAGCAUUAACAGCUGUGCUGGAAAUUUUAUAAAAGAGUUUAUGCCAAAUACACAAAAGUAUAGACAGAACUGGUUUUCAAUAACCAGAAAGCUCAUUAUUAAACAUUUGUUCAUUUUUUAAAAAGGGAGCUCAUCGAAGGAAAAACACAUAAGGUUUAUUUCCAAAGUUCAGAUAUUUGUGCAGAUGUUCUAAUUGCACCCCCUGCGUCUCUUUAAAAGAGCUUAUCAACAUUUUUCAUAAUUGUAUGUUUUUGGUUUCUUUUUAAAGAAAAAAAGAAAAGAAAAAUGAACACUAACCAUUACUUCUCAUAGAACUCUGCAUUUAAAACUGGCAACUAUUUGAAUCACUGAGAUGGGCAAUGCUUUAUUGUGUUAUUGCGGAAAAGCAUCCUAAAAUCUAAAGAGAAAAUGUAGAUAAGAAAGCAGCCCAGAAUACAAUGGUGGCAGCGCUGUCCGCUGCUCCAUUAGUCAAGGCCAAAGCUUUUUAUUUCACUUGCUGUUCAAUGUCAAUGCAACUUUCUAUAAUAUUUUAUCUUGUUAAAUGUUUGUGGUUGAAGGAGAACUGUGCACUAAAAGAAAUAAUUAAAAUGGCAAAUAUACAAAUUAUGAAUCCAUUUUGUACAAAUUUCCUGAUAUUAAUAGGCUGCUGAACUUUGUAUUUGCAAACUCUGACAAAUGUACAGAAGGUCAUCGUAACUUUUGAAAAGGGAAAUGAAGGACGGGGGUGGGUGGGCUGAUGGGGCUUGUAGCCCAAAAUAUCUAAAGGGCCCAAGAUUGUAGAAGGGUGUUUUAUGCCAACACACACACCCCUCCACAAAAAACAAACAAAAAACAAAAAACUUUAAUAGAAAUAGCAUAUGUUUUGUUUUGCUUUUUAAGAACUGCUAACGAUUCAAAAGCAGAAAACACCCCUCAGAUUCUUGUUGGGAAAUCCCACAGUUUGUAAAUGUGUGUAUAUGGAUGAUUAUACACCACCUGAUGGAAACACACAUAGAACACACCUUAUCUUUUUUCUUAUUAAAAUACUUAUAAAUAUACUUCACCUAUACAGAUACCAGGGCAGGUAAAACAUAUGUUUUUUGGUUUUUUUAACAAACCAUAUAUAUACUAGGCCAGGGGUGCUUUACUGUUUUGAUCCAAUUCUGACGGAAUAAAGCACUUGAACAAUGAAGCCAGUGCGCUAUGUCUAUAGCAUGCUACUAUGGGAAAACCCCAGUUUAGCCAUUCUCCAUUUCCCUUGUCAAACAAUUAUACUUACCAGGAUCAGGGCCAGACAUAUCAUGAGGCAGGGUGAGGCUGCCAUACCAACAGCUCAUAAGGGAACCAAUUAAGUUGUUGUUUGUUUGUUUGUUUGUUAUAAUGCAACAGGGGCUUGUGGGAUUUUCACCUCACCUUGACCCAAGAUGCUAUUCAUUUUGUCCGAAAACGGGGUAACCUCAGCCAACAAAAUACCUUGGGCUAGCCCAACUGCAGCCCACCUGCCCUGCAUUGACCCACCUGUGUAAUCUUAUCUGGAUUGACAUAAUCUUACUGGGGCUGACAAGGUUAUAAGGGCAACUGUGCAGACCCUGUGGUCUGUAUAACAGCCUUCCAGAUAAGGAUAUAAUCUUGCCAGUUGUGAAUUACAGACCCCAUCUGAACUUGAACAUAUCAGUGAAGAUUUUUGAUCAUUCCCUGUUUCUUGGGAGGGAGGAAGUGGGACAAUCUUUUUGAAAUUCACAGCUUGUCUGUAUACGAUCUGCUCUCUUUCUCAGGAAAUUGAGGAAAUAUUAAAAUAUUUUUAAGUUCAUAAUGUAUGAGCCAGUUUCACUAAAAGUGUGAUCUAAUGGCAUAAGUGAUGGAAAUAAUUUUUUCCUUGACAGUUUUUAUGCAUUCCUAGCUUAAAAUGAAAUCUUAAUGAUGAAUCUGAAAGAUUUUCAUUAUAUUUUAUUACUUCAUUUAGUCAAAGACAUUUAACAAAAUACUAAGGAAUAACCGGGGGAGGGGUGUUCCCCUGUGGUGCCUUGCGCCAUUGAUUUCUUUCCAAAAAGACAGUUUUAAAAACCACAUGCUCCAUAAAAUGGAAGAAAAGUUACAGUUGAAAGCAGAUCUCAUUUUGUAUUAUUAGUGGUGAUAUUUUCUCCAGUGUGAUUAAGAUUCAGGGAGCAUUUCCUUUGUAAAUCAAGGAAUAGUUUCAGCUAAAUGUUUAAUGAAAUUUGCAGUAUUCUGUGUUGCUUGUGCAAUUAAUUAGUGCUAUGAAUAAUAGGAAGUCAGAAUCUCACUUACUUAAAAAUAAAAUCUAGAUUUCCAGAAUAACUGACAAUUGUUGCAUUUGCUUUUCUGUAAUAGUGAAAUUGUAG